AUGACCGACUCGCGCCAGAUGCCGCUCCUAGCGGAGGACGGAGCGAGCGGCGGAGGAGCUGCCGGAGUUACCAGUAACUUAAUCGGCGGUUUUAACGGCGGGCUGAACGGGAGUUUCAAGAUGGGCGGGGGCAAGUGGCGGUACCUGGCGGGCGCGGGCCUUCUAGUGGCGCUCGCGCUCUUUGCCCCGCUCGCCUACCAGAUGUGGCAACCCAGCGGCGACGUCACCUUGAUUCCCUCGCAGUGGCAAGGCGUCAUGCGCCUGUCCACCGCGCCAACGGGCACGGACGCCUGGAGCACGCUCAUAUUCUCCGCCGCUAAUCCCGCCGGCCGCGCCGCCGCCCUUGGCCGGGAGGCGGCCAGCGGAGAGCCGUGGGAUGCGAUGGAGAUGGAAGCAUCUGAAGGGCUGUUUCUCGCCGGCGCCGCAAACGUCAUGCCGUCACCUGAUGACGUGUUUUUGGCAACCGAUGACGUCAGCCCGCCAGCUGACAACGAAGGCUCCACAGGCGAAACUCAGAGCGCUCCGCCGAACGUAAAAAACAACGAGAGACCUACUAAUGAGAAGUCUAAUACUGGAGACAUUGGUAGUGUCACUGCGCUUGAAGCCACCGCGGUUACCAGCGAAACUGCUGACGAGGGGGAUGGGUUGCGCGGGGAAGAGGGGGAGGCGGAAAACCGGGGGAACAAAACCGGCGCAUCAACCGCGGACAUGCUGCGGGGAUCUCCCCGCGCGGAUGCGCCACCCGCGGGAACAGCGGACGGGAAAGAGCAGAGGGGGGACAGUGGCGGGGGAAGGGAGACGGUGAAGCCGUGGGGGAAGCGGAAGGGGUUUGACGCGGCGCUUCCGCGCGCGACGGUGAAGCUGCUGCGGAGAGUGGCGAAGGCGGGCCUGCCGGUUCCGCGCGACCCGUGGCUGAACGUGCGCGGGUACUACGUGCUUCUCAAGUCGACUCGAAAACCAUCUCCCUUCCCCGUUCCGCCCCACCCCUUGUGUCUCCCCCGCGCAGGGAGCGCCUACAUGCACGCCGCCACGCCUGGUUACCGCGUUGAGCCCUGGGUGCGGCGCUCCCUCAACCUGCGUGCCGUGCCCAGCAAGCCCGUGUUCUGGGGCACGCUCAGCAUCGUUGAGGCCAUUAAGCGGCUCCUGGCUACAGCCCUCUUAGACCCGCACAAUGUGCGCUUUGUGGUGCUGAGCGAAAGGGACGUGCCGCUGCAUUCCUUCCCCACGGUGUACCGCUACCUGCUGGCAUCCAACCAGUCGUACGUGGGCGGCUACCGCAAGUUCUUCCGCGACAACAAGGCCGCCAUCAAGGUCUUCCCGCGCUCGCUUGUGAUCGACGGCUGGAUGCACGGCGAGUGCUGGGUCGAGAUGGCCAGACCGCAUGCAAUGGAGGUGGUUCGGGACUGGGAGUGGCACGAGAAGGGGCGGGACUACUGCCAGGUGAUGCAGCGCCCCACAUGCUGUGUGGACGAGAAUCUCAUCCACAACAUCAUCACCUCCCAGCACCCGCACCAAGUCGCCAACCGCAGCGUCAUGAGCGUCGACUGGCAGCGCAAGACGGGUCACCCGCACACGUACCUCCCUCGGGACAUCUCGCCCGAGUCGAUGCGGAGCAUUCAGGAGGAGUGGCAUGAGAACCAGAAGCGGCCUUACUCGCAACCAAUGUUUCUGCUGCCCAAGGAGUCGCAGCAGUUUAUCAUGUCCAACCGGCGCUGUACAGUGAGCGGGGAGAAUUCCACGUGCUGGCUCUUUGCACGCAAGUUCAUCGGGCUGUCGCUGCGAGCUCUCAUGGACCUUCCAAGAGACGUGCUUGGAUAUUAG
Molecule: messenger RNA, 1821 nt
Organism: Closterium sp. Naga37s-1
Lineage: Eukaryota; Viridiplantae; Streptophyta; Zygnematophyceae; Desmidiales; Closteriaceae
Source: the annotation of a GenBank genome assembly